Messenger RNA from Oncorhynchus mykiss (rainbow trout), 1889 nucleotides. The record is from RefSeq and is a predicted model, not a curated record. Lineage: Eukaryota; Metazoa; Chordata; Actinopteri; Salmoniformes; Salmonidae.
UCACUCCACCCUUGAUUGAUGAAUUAAGAUCACUAAUUAGUAAGAAUUAUUGUAUUAAAUACAUUUUGAUUUGACUAGGGGCCGUCUGCCAGGUCCUGACCACCAGGGUGGGAGACAUCCUGAACAGUACCUGCAACGACGAUUACAAGGCCAGGCUCAUCAUCCAGAAAGGAUUGGAUUCCGGUGCCAGAGAAAGGUUCCCUGGCUCUCCGUGUUCCUCUUCACCCAAGGACGAAGAGGAGGUGGUUGUAAGUGUCAUGACUGUCUCAUACCCUAAACCCUCCACCUCAACCCAGGCAGCAUGGGCAGCUCCUGCCCAGACUCUGGACGGUUUUCUGCCCAGACCCUGCCUGGAUGAAGAAGAGGUAGUCCCCAGCACCUCCAUGAAGGACAACACUGUGCCGAACACCCAUGCAGCACGGGCAGCUCCUUCCCAGACCCUGGAAGAAGAGGUGGGGGAGGCUGAGGUCUCCGAGAUGAGUGACAGCUCCCUGAUGCCUACCAAGAACAGGCAGGACCCCCUGGAGAAGAUUCCCUCCCUCCUACCAGGCAAGGAGCACAUCCUCCUUUGCAGCACUCCCUGGGCCACCAUCAUGAGCCCCCAGACUCUGAAGUUUAUUCUCCACGGCAUCAUGUGCCGACUGGAGGCCUCAGAGUCCCCCCAGACAAGGAGGGCUAAUGACCCCUUCAGGCUGAUGAAGGAUCUCUUUGUGGAGGUCCAGCAUGCCCUGAAGUAUGCUGACAUCUCUGUCGUCUUUGGCCUGGAGGAGAGCAUCCAAUUCAGUGGGGAGGAUGCGGUGAAGGCCAUUGUGAAGACUGCGGCUAAAAGAUUGUCCCUGCGUUCGGACUCCAACCGGGCUCAACUGCGUGCCGCACGCUCUGGUAGCGAGGGAGCCAUCAGGUGCAUGGCGGACACCAUCACACAAGUCAUAGAUGACUAUUCCGAGGACUGGAGUUUCGACGGCCAUUUUGGAGCCAGGAGGAGCCGUGGUAGUGGGAGGUCACACUCCUCAACCUCCUCAAGGAGUGACGUCACCCUCACCGAGGAGCUCCUGGCUUGGAGGGAAACACCAGAAGAGGACCUAGAGGAGAUGGCUGAUGACAGCACUGGUUUGGAAAAGACCAGUGUAAGCUCAGCCAUCUCUGAGAAGUCCCAGGUAAUUAGCUACCUUUCUGAAAGCACCAAGCCCAUCAGCAGCGCCCUCUCCACAGACCUCGAGGACAUCACCUCCACACAGGUGAGACGGCCAAGAACUAGUAGAUCGUUUUGUUAUUUGGGCUGUUUGAUUGUGAGGCAUCGACUCAUGUCUGUUUCUCUCUCUACUAAGAAGAAAGAGAAGGAAGAGGCUAUGAAGAAAGAAGUGAGGAAGUCAAGAAAGAAGAAGCGAGGAAAUAACAAGAACCAGAAAAAGAACAAGGUGUCUCCUCUUGGCAAUGAUAGUACUGUGGCUGCAGAUGAGCCUAAGAAAAAACAGGCUCUCCUCCCGCGGAUCACAGCCGCCCUGGCAAAACUAUUUUGCUUCCCCUGCAAAAAAAAAAAGCAAAAGUAACUGUUCAGAAGACGAGUUUGGGAAAACCCUGCUGCCACCUCCCCCAACCCACUUUCUAAAUAAACUCUCAAAGCCAACAGAAGAGGGAGGGAGACAACCCCCCCUACUCACAACUCAUUUUAUUACACCACAUUUAAUUCAAUAAACACAACUUGCAUCUAUUUUGAUCUUCUUCUUCUUGAGUUUUUUUUUUACAGACCCACCUGCAUGCUAUAGAUUCUUAAGGUCAAUUUGCUGUCUACUACAGUAUCAUUGUUAUGAGUAUGUUCACUGUGCCAGUCAUUAUAGCCAGUAUAGGCUAUAAUAAUGCCCUAACCUAAUUGCAAUUGACAUAAUAAG